Molecule: messenger RNA, 2133 nt
Organism: Thamnophis elegans (Western terrestrial garter snake)
Lineage: Eukaryota; Metazoa; Chordata; Lepidosauria; Squamata; Natricidae
Product: zinc finger and SCAN domain-containing protein 2-like
Exons: 2
Coding region: 97-1236 (379 amino acids)
Source: RefSeq, a predicted model, not a curated record
AUACAUCAGAGGACUCACAUAAGAGGAAAACCCUUUGAAUGUGAUGAUUGUUGGAAAACUUUCAGUCAGAAUUUCAACCUGGUGGUACAUUACAGGAUGCACACAGGAAAGAAGUCAUAUAACUGUCCACAUUGUGGGAAAACUUUCAUUGCAAAUUCCCAGUUGGUGAUACACCAGAGGACUCACACAGGAGAGAAACCGUUUGAAUGUCCUGAUUGUGGCAAACGGUUCAGUCGGAAUUCAAGCCUGGCAAUACACAAAAUGAGUCACACAGGAGAGAAACCCUAUGAAUGUUCUGAUUGUGGUAAAGGUUUCAGUCAAAAUUCGAGGCUGCUGAUUCAUCAGAGGACUCACACAGGAGAAAAACCCUUUGAAUGUCUUCAUUGUGGCAGAAAUUUCAGUGAGAAUUCCAACCUGGCUAGACACCAAAGAACUUACUCAGGAGAGAAACCCUUUGAAUGUCCUGAUUGUGGGAAAGGUUUCAGUCAGAAUUCAAGCCUGGUGAUUCAUCAGAGGACUCACACGGGAGAAAAACCCUUUGAAUGUCCCGAUUGUGGGAAAAGUUUCAGUUUGAAUUCCAAUUUGGUUAAACACCAGAGGAUUCACACAGGGGAGAAACCCUUUGAAUGUCCUGAUUGUGGGAAAAGUUUCAGUCAGAAUUCUGAGCUGGUGAACCAUCAGAGGACUCACACAGGAGAAAAACCCUUUGAAUGUCUCGAUUGUGGGAAACGUUUCAGUCAGAAUUCCACCCUGGUGAAACACCAGAGAACUCACACAGGAGAAAAACCCUUUGAAUGUCCUGAUUGUGGGAAAGGUUUCAGUCAUAAUUCCAUCCUGGUGAAACAUCAGAGGACUCACACAGGAGAGAAGCCUUUUGAAUGUCCAGAUUGUGGGAAAAGUUUCAGUCAGAAUUCUGAGCUGGUGAAUCAUCAGAGGACUCACACAGGAGAAAAACCCUUUGAAUGUCCUGAUUGUGGGAAAAGUUUCAGUCAGAAUUCCACCCUGGUGAAACACCAGAGAACUCACACAGGAGAGAAACCCUUUGAAUGUCCUGAUUGUGGAAAAGGUUUCAGUCAAAGUUCCAACCUGGUGGAACACCAAAGGACUCACACAGGAGAGAAACCCUUUGAAUGUUCUGAUUGUGGCAAAUGUUUCAGUUGGAAUUCUAGUUUGGUUAAACCAGAGGACUCAUAUGAGAGAAAUGAUAUAAAUGUCCAGAUUAUGGAAAAACUUUAGUUGGAAUUCUGAUCUUCUGAUACACCAGAGCAGUGAUCACUAAGCAGUGUGGCCCUCAAAAUAUUUUGGUGGUUCACAGCGUAUCCGGCUGGAUGAGCUGCUCCGGGAUGACCAAUGGCCAGUCGUGUGACUAGAGCUCUGGAAUAUGGGACUGGCCAGGCAAUUCGUGGCGGGGCUGGAAAUCUCCACCGUAGAGGGGGGUACGUGCAAUUUGCAACUUUGUAGGUGGUGAACGUGCAAGGAGUAGUGCAGUCCUCGCUGACCGGAACGAGUUAAUGGUGCUGUUAUGGCAAGGAGAGGGUUGGCGGUGCAGGUGGGCUGAAGCAACGGGUGUCAUCAACCUGUGGCUCUUUCUUCCCCUUGUGGUGGCUUCCUGUCAGCUGAACCCACCAGUGGCUGGUCCAGCCCCUUGCCCUUCCCAUCACACUUCGCCUGGCCUGGGAAGGGAAGAUUCACUCCAGACUGGGAGCAAAGCUUCACCCCUUGCUGGGUCUCGCGGGCCUUCUUGGUGCUCCACGUACCUCAGUUGCAUUAAGGGGAGGGGGGGAAGACACGUGACUUCCUCUCAGCCCCGAGACACUGGCCUGACUCAGCUGUUUCUCUCCUCCACUGCUGUUAGUGCCUGCCUGUUGCUUCUGCAGCACAGUUAAAUUUAGCGUGCUUCACAGUAGGGGAGACAACAUCCCCUUCUCUUCUUGGAGCAUAUUAUGACAUGGAGCAUUGACUUCAGCCGCGGUGGAGAGCAGGUUGUGUGUCGUCCCAGCAACCGAGGUGCGUCCAACACCAACAAAGGCCAAAGAAGCACCCAUGAGACCCAGAGUGCGUCUGAGAAUCGGAAUGAGAGAGAGAGAGAGAUGAAAGAGAGAGAAAUAUUAGAGAGCAAGAGAGACAGGCAGA